Colletotrichum tamarilloi is the source of this 168-nucleotide messenger RNA. RefSeq lists its product as uncharacterized. The coding region runs from base 1 to 168 and encodes 55 amino acids. NCBI's taxonomy places the organism in Eukaryota, Fungi, Ascomycota, Sordariomycetes, Glomerellales, Glomerellaceae. The transcript has a single exon. The record is from RefSeq and is a predicted model, not a curated record.
AUGGAAUUCCGGGUUGCGCCCCACACACAGUCAUUCUUCUGUUGCUUUUUGCUCUCUUCUGGCUCUCGUUAUCCCCUGCUUGCUUCCGAAAGCGAAUGCUGCUUCCGCGGUGGAGAGAGAGAAAGGGCCCUGUCGGCUGCCCUGGCAUACCUGGGUUUUGAACAAUAA